AUAUUAAAUUCUUAUAGACAGAUACAGUUAUAAAAAAUUUAAUUCAAAAAAUUUAUUUUUUGAAAAUUUUGAUUGAGUUUUUACCAUGCAGAAUGGCUCCUGGCCAGGAUGAUUUUGGUGAAAUGUUUGAUGUUCUGGAUUUGUCAAAACGUGGGUAUUUAACUCUUGAAGAAGUUAAGAAUUUUUAUCAGUCUCUUUUCUACAAGCCGGUACAUGAUUUACUAAUUAAGUCCGUCCUUCACAAUUAUGGAGGAAAUAGAGAUGAUUCAACCUGCAUUAAAAAGGGUUUUGAAAAAGUUUUAUCAAAAUUAGAAGAAGCUCGUAACUUGGAAGAGACAACAUACUGGGAUUUUAUUGCUUUGGACAGAGAUGGAUCUCGAGUUGUUUCUGUGAAGAGUUGUAUUUUGUUGGCCAGAACUGUGAAUCCAGAAUUUUCUGUUCAAGCGUGGCAUGAUUGGCUAAAUUCUCGUCAUGAACCAAAUUUGCCAAUUUCCUGGCAAGAAUUCCAGAAGUACAUGUACUUUAUUCCUGAUCAAAGACAACAACUUACGAACCAAGAAGAUUCAUUGGAAGCUGAAUUUGUGUUAUUAUCUGAAAAAGAAUCUGACAUAUUGGAUGACAAAUAUAGUGAAUUCAAAGAAAUUUUAGAGGAUGAUGAUGAUUAUGUUGCCCAAUUACAACAAGAUCGUGAUGAUUAUCAGGAGAAUGUAAGAUACGAAUCUAACAGACUGCUCAAUCGGUGGAAAAUUGGUGGAGCUGAGGCUGUUAUUUAUGAUGAUGGAACAGAAAUGGCUCGUCCAUCUGUUGUAUCGGAUGCUAAAAACACCCUGACUAUUUCUGAUUUACUCACUGCCUUGGAUGUCAAAUAUGAUAUGCUCCGGGAAAAGGUUAUGAUUGAGAUGGCUAAAGCAGAAUCAGGAUUAGAUGGAACUGAAAUAAAUUCAAAGAUGAUUGACAAGAUUUUGAUCGAUAUUCGAAAAAGAGAGAAAAAGGCUCGAAAAUCUAAGACUUUGGAUGAAAUGUUGUCUCUACCUGGAUCUAGUUUGCAGUACAUGUUCACUGCUAUUGGCGUGAUGGGUGAGAUGGCGGACGCUUAUUUAGCGAAAUGGGAAAAAGCAGAACAACGUUUUAAGUCCCUCCGAGCUCAAGGAAAAUCAACAAAGGAUAUCAAUAAAAUAUAUGAGAGAGAAAUAAUGAAUGAAAUGAGAGGAUCUACUACUAGUGGAGAACUUCUCAUUUACUUUGCGAGAAGACAAGAAGAAGAAAAGGAAUAUUUACUUCGAAGUCUUCGCAAUAUUCCACCAGUGUCAGUUGAUGCCGAGAGAUUGUCAGUUUAUGCAUCCCUUCAUCGUCAAUGUUUAAGAAUUGAACAAAACGAAUCCUUUGAAAAUGCAGCCAUGUCAGCUUGCCUGACAGAAAGAAAGCAGAUUGCUGAUUUUGAAAGGUACAACCCUGACCGUUCUCGUCAAGAGAAACUGUCUGUAUUUCAACUUGAAGAAGGAAACAAACACAGUUUAGGACAAAACAUACCUUCUCCUGCAAAACCUGAUGUAUCUCACAGCAAAAAUUUGGGACUUGUGGACUCUUGGUUGGAAGUCACAAGACUUCUUGUACAAAAGCAUGUUGCAGAAAGAAUGCUUAUGGUUCACUUUCUGUUGGGAAAUGGAAUUCAAACAAAAAUGGGGACUUUGAAAAAUAUCUCCCAGAAGGAACUUCAAUCUAUGCGUCAUGAUCUUACUAAACAACAUGAUCAUCUGAAAUCAUCAUUUGCUAACAAGGGAUCUGCAAUUGAAAAAGAACAACAGAGGAAUGCACAUUUUGAUGUUCUUACAUCGGCAUCUGCAUUAUAUUUGGAGAAUAUUAGACGCAGUGUCAGCAGUUCUAGUAAUACCAAUUGUUUAUCCAUUAUUCUUGCAAGAUUGCAAGUACUUCAGGAUAUCGAGGGUGAAAACAUCUUUGCAGCAAUGAAAAAAAUGGAUGGUUCAGAUAUUUAUCAUCUUCGUAAAGAAAUUUACAGAUCGAUCAGAGAUGAAAGUUUGGAAAAUAUAUCCAACCUUGUUCUUGGUGCUAUCAAAAUGUCUGCUGAAGAAAAAGAACUUGUUGAUCUCAUCCUUGCCAAGUAUGACAAACUUCGUGCAAAAUUAUUUGAUGGGUUUAUUAAAAAGAAAAAUAUUGCGAACGACGAUGAUCGACAACAAUUAUUUGAGAAACUACGAAUCGGAGAAGAGAAACACAGACUUGCUGGAAAUCACGCUAAAUUAGCAAAACUCUGCAAAGACACUUUUCAGAUAAAGUAUUCUUUACAAGAGAUUGUUGGUCCUGAUCCAUCAAGAUUUAGACAUGAAGCAGAGCAUUAUUUGGAUGAAAUUAAGAAUUCUGGCAGGAAAAGAAAAGUUGUGGAUGAACCACCGGAUCUUGGAAACAUCUCUGAUGAUUCUAAACCAAGAGGAAACCUUGUUUCUGAACUUCAUCUUAGAUAUGAAGAUGAAGUUGACAUGAUCUUGGAGAAUCUUCGAGAAGCACCACCAAAUGAUAAGACAUUUCUAUUGGCAGCAGAAGCAGCAUGGCAACAGUGGGAAAUGAUGAGAUUUAAUCUUGAUGAUGAAUUUCGUCAUGCUGCAAUCGGUUUGGGAUUGUGCGAAAGAACUAAAAUUGGACAAGGCAAAAUCAAGCUUCGACAAGACAACUCUCGAUAUGUUCAACUCGCUCAAGAAAGGUUGUUGGUGUCAACAUCACUCAAUACCAAGUCUCUCCAGGGCAUGUCUUCAUCAUCUUCACCUGCUCAAUCAUCUCUUCGACGAGUUCUUAUGUGUCAUGCUGGUGAUUGGAGGAAGUUGUAUGAACUUAUUACUGAUGAUUCUGCUGAGGAAUUGAGAGAAGCCGCUGUGUCGAUGUCCGAAGAUGAACGAACUGCAAGACUCGCUGAAAUUAAUUCGAAGAGAAUGGCAUUGGAUAUUCAAUCACCUGAUUGGCAAGAUGAUCUUCAAGCUUUACUUGAGGAAGCAGCAGCCAUCAAAUAUGUUUCCAGGAUGCAAAACCUUAAAAAACUAAGUGGUGAGGAUUCGGGGAUCACUAUCACCAAUUCAGAUGUUCAUGUAUCAAUAAUGGCUGAUUUACAGGAAGAACAUGACAAAGAUGGUUUCAGAUGGUUCCAAAAGGCUUUAGAUGAGCCAGAAUCUGCCGGCAAGAUUAAAGACCUGACAAUGGCUGAAAGCAAAAAUUGUUUCAAUAUAUUCAAUGUUCUAUGUAGAUAUGAAGGACAGUUCGAUGACGAUGCUUUACUGCAGGCCCUGGAAGAUAAGUAUGAUUCUUUGAGAGACAAAUUGCUUGCAGAAGCACUCAUGAAACAACUUGGUGACAAAGCAUGGGGUGAACUGAGUGAGAGAGAACGACAAGAAAGAUUGUUCAAACUUAAAAUGGAAGAGAGAAGAUUAAGAAAAGAAGGCAGAUAUGAUGAACUUGCUAAAUUACUUGGAGAAGCUUUUGCUGAUGAUGAGAGAAUUAAAGCAAUGUUGGGAAUGAGUAGAGAGGAAUAUGAUAGAAAAAUGAAGGAGAGAUUAGCCAAUAGAAAACGAGGUGACUUAGGAGCAAUAACAGAAGAAGAUGAUGCAGCUUCAUUAGAAGAAGGUGGUAGUGGCGAUCCAUUGAAAGAUCUCGCUUCAAGAUAUGAUGAUGAAAAACAAGCAUUGCUGAGAAUGUUGGCUGGACAAGAUCAAAGGUAUAUGAGUGAAAAAGAGAGGCAGAUGGAGCUGGCACGUUUACGUCGAGAGUUGUUGAGAGCAGAAAGAGAAGAAAAAUUUGGAGCAGCUGCUCUGGUGCUUGGGUUGGCUGAAAGGAAUGCAGAAAUGGAAAAAAGACUGGCAAGCGAUAAGAAACGACAAGAAGAACUAGCGAAACAACGUCUUGCAGCUUUAAAAGCAAGAAAAGGAAAGAAUUUUGUAAUGCCAACUAUUUCUGAAGAAGAUGAAAAAAUUAUCAGAGAAGGAAGUAAAACUGAGAUGAUGGAUGCAGUCCUCCGUAAGCUCGAACUUUUGUAUGAAGCAGAAAGAGCUUGGCUUGUUCAUAUCCUGACUUGCCAAAACGAGUUAAAACCAGAUCAAACUGGAAUCAAGGAGAAUGAUCCAAUUAAACUUGCAAAUGCUCGAAGUAGUUCUGAAUUAUCAGAUAGACUACAUGAAAUUGAUGUCAAAUUGCCUAAUCAAGUCAACAUUCACGAAUACAAGAUGCCAUUGACGGAAGCAAGUUUUUUCAAACAAGGAAUGAUUGUUCAUGAAUUAAUGAUUCAACCUGAUACGAUCAUUAAUAAAGAAAUACUUGACGUUAAAACACUGGCAAUAUUGCAGGAAAUACAAGAUAGGAAAAGUAGAAAAUUAUCUGAAGAUAUGGCAACAAUGGAUGAUAAAGAACUGAUUGAAAUGCAAGAAAAGAAUUUGCUUUGGGCAAAACAAGGAAUAUCAAACAACAUUCCUGCAACUUUCUUCUUGCAAGCUGAAGAAGAUGUAUUGGAUGAAGCAUUGGAGGGAAAAUUUGAUGCAAUAUUAGCUGCGUUGGUUGAAAAAGCAUUGAUAGAAAAGAAAGGAGAAAAGAAAUGGAACUCAAUGUCAAAAAUGGAGCAAGAUCAUUUAAUAGCGGAAACAACAGAGAAAAUAAAGAAAUUAAUGUCAGAAGGAAAAACAGAUGAAGCAUUAGAAUUACUUGGUGAAACUGGUAAAAACAAUCUUGACUCACUUCUUGCAAUGUUCGGAUUGAGAAAUGAAGAUGAAGAAAGGAAAAAACUGGAAGAAGAAAGAAUGGAGAGAAUGAAAGAACGAAUUGCUAACGGCAUGUCUGAGGAGGAGGCUCGAAGACUCAUGGAAGAGGAAAAAGAGAGAGAUGAGGAGGCACUCAAGAAGAGGAGAAAAAACAUACUGGCAUUGUUACAAUAUGACUUGGACGCUCAGAAAGCCGAAUUACUUAAACAAUUAGCAGAGAGUGAUGAAAAGUUUGAUCAAGAAAGAAGACGUCAACUUGAACUUGCAAAAUUACGUCUUCAACAAAGAAUGAUGAAAAGAGAAAAUGAUCUUGAUGCGGUCGCUCAUGUUCUGGCUUUAUCAAAACUAUCAGAUGAUCAGUUGGAAACAGAAAGACAAAGACAGUUAGAACUUGCUCGGAAGCGAUUAGAAGCACUCAGGAAAGGUAGAAAAAUGGAAGAGGACAAUAUUUUUCCGCUCAAGCUACCAGAUGAUGAUGACAUUAAUACUCUCAUUGAUGUAAUAAUUCGUGAAAUGGAAUCAAAGCAUAAUCAAGAAAGAGUUGUUUUGAUGCAACUUCUGACAAAAGACGCUUCUCCUCAAAUGGACGUUCGAAAAAAAGCUGCAUCGAUGGAUGAAAUUUCUAUACAGAAGAGAAUUGAUGAAUUGAGAGAAAUAAGGAGACAGUGGAGAAAUGAUGAUCCUGAUAAUCUUGAAGAAAAUGCAUCAGAACAAAUGUCUAUUUUAAUUGAAGCAACUGCAUUGGAUCUUGAGCUUCUAAUAAAAACCAAUGAAACCAUGUCUGAAGAAUCAGCUCAGGAAGAAAUAUUAGGAAAACUUCAAAACCAACAAAUGUUAGAAAGCAGUCAUCUGAUAGAUGAUUUGCCUAAGAAGACACCAGCAACACUGCGAAUGAUUGCUAAAGUUCAAUGGAAAGCAAGAUCCGAGAGAUGGUUGGAUAAUGUUGCUGAGAGUUUACUGAGAAAACCUGAAGUAUCCUCACAAGAAGAUGAGGUCCUCAAAGCUCUUGAGGACAAAUAUGAUGCAAUGAAAGACAAAUUAUAUGCUGAGGCUUUACUGAGACAAUUUGGCGAAAAAGAAUGGAAUGAUUUAUCUGAGAUAGAAAGACAAAGAAAAGUAUUUGAAAUUAAGAUGAAAGAAAGAAAACUCAGACAAGAAGGAAAAAUGAAUGAAGCGGCAGCACUUAUUUCAUCUAUGAUCAAGUCUGAUGAAGAUCUUGCACGAUUACUGGGUGAAGUAAAACUCUCUCAGAAAGAAGAACUUGAGAAGAAAUUAGAAAAGAGGAGACAAUUGAAAGAACAACGACUUGCUGCUGGUUUAGCCGUUGACGAUACGACUCUUGAUUCUGAGAUACAGAAAAUUGAUGAAGAAGAAAAGAAAAAAAGAAAGAAUGUGCUACUGCUUUUGGAACACAACUUGGAUGAAGAGAGAGAUAUGAUUCUUGCGAGUCUUCGUAAACAGGAUGAAGCUGUUGAUAUAGAAAGAAGAAGACAACUUGAACUCGCUCGAUUAAAAAGAGAACAAAAGCAAAUUGCUCGAGAAGAUAAAUUCAAUGCGGCGGCUAUUAUAUUCAAUCAAGCUAAGAAGAGUGAAGAAUUAUUGGCAGCAAAUCUUGCGGAAAACAGAGCUCGUCAGUUAGCACUUGCGAAAGAAAGAAUUGCAGCCAGAAAGGCACAAAAAGAAGAGAGAGAAGCUGCCAAAAAAUUGUUCGAUGUUGAAUCAAUUACUCAACAACUCAAAGUUUUACAAGAUCAUGAGAAGAAUGAAUCAGUAUCAGCUCCUGAAAGGCUUGUCCAAGAAAUGGAUUUGAAACAAUUGAAUGAAAGAGAAAAUUUUCUUUUAUUGCUUUUAUCCACGGAUAUGGAUUCCAGUAUGAGAAUGCAAGCGUCUACCAUGUCCGAUGAGCAAAUAAAAGCUGAAAAAGAGAAGAUUAUAAAUGAGAGAAAAGAAUGGAGAGAAAAAAGGUUUGUUGAUUUACUGCAAGGAAAAGAAGAUGAAGAUGAAACAAGGAAGUCUAAAAGAAGAGAUUUUCUGGCAAAAUCCAUUGUGGAACAAAACAAAAUGUUUAAGAGAUAUUUGAUCUUGAAUUUGGAAGUUGAUCGUCGGGCAAAAUCAGAUCCAAAUCAAGACUUCACUUCGGUCAAGAAUGAAAUGAGCGUUAAAUGGUUGGCUGAUAUACAAACUUCUCAGGCUAGUGCUGUGGAAGCAGUUCACACUCUCAUUACUGACAAGAGUGAUGAAGUUUUAGAUAUGAUUACAUAUGGACAAAGAAAAUCAAGAAUAGAGUCAUGGAAUGAUAAUCUCAACAAAGUUGUUAUGGGUAUCUUGCCUCCUGGACAAAUGAUAGAGCCGGUGGAAAGGCAAGCAUCAUCAAUGAGCAUGGGUUCUGAUCAGAGAGCUGUUGAAGAUACUGAAAAACAAAUGGUUAAUUUGGAUGAAGAAUUGGAAGAACAGAAGAAAGAAUUGGAGAAAAAGAAAAAACUUGGAGAAGACAUUGAUAUGGAGUCGGCUCUUGCUCAACUUCAGCAACAACAUAAUGCCAAGAAGCAAGCUCUUUCCUCUGAUCUUGAUCGUCAACGACAAAGACUUAAAGAAAAACUUGCUGCAAGGAGAGAACAGAGAGAUGAAAUGGAAUAUGAAGCCCAUGCUGCUGCUGCCAUGGUUUUCUUAGCAGAGCGAAGAUUACAUGAUCAAGAACAACAUCAAGCAGAAGCAAAAUCAAAGCAGAAAAGUCUUAUGGAACAACGUCUUGAAGCAAGAAGAAAAAGAAGAAAGGAACUGGAAGCUGCAAGAAAGCUUGAAGAAGAAGAAGCAGCCAAGCAAGAUCAAGAUAAACCGAAGUCGAAGAUGGCUCCACCAAUGGGGUUAGUGCGAGAGAAGACAGUUGUCGAUGUCCAAAUCUCAAAUGAAGAAAAAGAAAAAAUGUUACAAGAAAUGAAAGAAAUCAGUGAUAAAAUGUCUGCUAAACUUGCUUCUGACAAAGAAAGAGCUCGGCAAAAGGUCCAAGAGAAGCUUCGUGACAAAACUGCAAAGAAACGAGACAGGGUUGAUAAAAUAUUUGCUAAUUUUGAACGAGAGAAAACAAUUGUUCUUGAAAAGAAAGAUCGUGAAUUGGAAAGACAGAAGACUAUGUUGCAAGAUAGAAUGCAUAAUAUUAGAACUGGAAAAACUAAAACCAUGAAAGAAAAAGGAGAUCAAAAAGUUCGAGAUUUUGAUAAGCUUGUGAAUCCUGAAGUAUCGGAAGGAAUGUCAAAAGAUGAAAAAAUGGCACUCGCCGCUGAAAAUCUACAGAAGAAAUUUCUAGCUGAAAAGGAAAAAACAAUGAUAGCGAGUCAAGAUACCUUGGAAACAAAGAAAACUGAUGAUGAAAAUGACAACAAAGCAGAUGUCGGUCUCCUUUCUCAAGAUGAUGCAAAUCAGGUUUCCUCAGAUCAUUCUGCUUCUCCAAGGUCUGUAAGAAUGACAAAAGAAGAAAAAGAAAAGAAAAUGAAACAAAGAAUGAGCAUUAAAAAGAAACAGAAGCUGGAAGAAGAAUCUCGUACAUUAGAAAAUGCAGAUGAAGAUUCUCAGAUAGAGUUUUUGUAAUUUUUAUUCAAUUUUAGUACCUUUUUCAUCAGCAGGUAUGUCAAACAACAAGAAGCACUUUUUUUCUCAUACUAUUUGUAUGUCUCAGAAGUAUUUUUGAAAAUUAUAAAUUGUAUUAGUUGUUAUGUUUCACUGCAGUAUAUUUUGAAUAUUGGUAAUUUAAUCGCUGUUUCCUCAUGAUAGUACUCACUGUAGGUAUAAUCCACCACUGUUUUUGACAAAUGUUUUGACCAUGUUUCUUAAUUUUUAUUCAUGAUAUGAAAUAUCGUGAGAGUGUGAGCUUAAAUCUACUUUAACUUAAGUAUGUUUUCACGCUAAUCUUGUUGAAAGUAAUGCAUUUGCUAGUAGAACACUAAACAAUCACGAUUUGCAUAAUUAUGGUAAUCAUUUCUCUACCUUAUAUUUUUGGUGCUUGAAAGUAUUUUCGAUUUAUAUACAUCUAUAAGAAUUCGUUAUAUUUUUGAAACUUAUGAUUAUACAGUCAUAUAAAUAUAUUUCUCUCUGAAAAUUAAUUAUAAUUAAAGAGCUAAAAAACUUUUUCAUUUUUGGGUUUAUGUUCAAUUUCUGAAACCGUUUUUCUUCUGUCUGAUAAAACUUCCCGUUGUUAAAACAAUAUUUUCUGAAAUAUUUGUCUGCUAAUUUUUUUUUAAAAACUUUUCGUAGACUUUUCACCUAAUGUAGCGGAUUUUUUGUGUAUGCUCGUCCAAAUAUGAUAGCGUGAUACACUGCAUUAAUUACAUAUUUCUUACACUACAUAUUCCUCAGAAUGUAAUCAAUAUAUCUAUUUUAAUACUGAUGUUCCAAACUGCAAUAUUAGAAGUUACACAUUUUUGAGGCGUUAUCUUCAAAGCUAAGGUAUGAUUGAUCGAACACUUUGCACUUGAUAAAAUAUAUAUUUGC
Styela clava is the source of this 9236-nucleotide messenger RNA. RefSeq lists its product as uncharacterized. NCBI's taxonomy places the organism in Eukaryota, Metazoa, Chordata, Ascidiacea, Stolidobranchia, Styelidae. The record is from RefSeq and is a predicted model, not a curated record. Gene Ontology annotation, molecular function: calcium ion binding.